AUUUUUAUUUGUAAGUAUUAUAAUUCGACAAAAUAAAUUAUUUCACUUAUCAUCAAAAUAAUAAAAUGAAUUCAUUCAGAUUGUUUAUUGCAAAAUUCAUUGUAGUAUUAAUCAUUUCUGAAGACUGUAAAUUUGUCAAGUGUACUAAUGAUGCAAAGUUUUUCGAUUCAGAAUGGUUUUACAAUCAACUUACUAAUAUAAGUCUUCAAAUAAUGGAAAUUAAAGACGAUAUUACUCAAAAUGUUAUAUCUGAUUCAAUAAUUAUUUUGCAAUAUUGUUAUCUCAUACCUGAAGAAUAUCCAGACGAAGAAAUGCUAGAAGAUUUCAAAGAUAUUAAUCCAAGGUAUUCAUCAGAACAAAUAUUAAAGUUACGAAACUAUCUCGUAACUAAUCAUGAAAAUAUUUCUGUUGAAAAAGAAAUGCGUGAUGAGUUUUGGAUAAAAGAAUUAAAUGAAGUUGAAUAUAAUAUGCUUGCAAGAUAUUACGAGCGAUUAAAUUUGGAUCCAAAUAAUCAAAUGACGUUACGUUAUCACUACACAAUAUUAUUCCGUGAUUUUGUGAAUAUAAACAACAGUGCAAAUAAUAAGAAAAAGAUGAAGUCUUGGAAAGCAUACUGUAAAAUUGCCAAGUGCACUAAUCAUGAAAAGUUAAUCAAUUCCGAUUGGCUUUACAAUCAACUUGUCAAUAUAAGUCUUCAAUUAAAGGCAAUUAAAGACGAUAUUACUCAAAAUGUUAUAUCUGAUUCAACACUCAUUUUGAAAUAUUGUUAUCUUAUGCCUGGACAAAAUCCGGACGAAAAAAUGCUAGAAGAUUUCAACGAUAUUACUCCUAGGUAUUCACCAGAACAAAUAUUAAAGCUACGAAGUUACCUCAAAAAUAAUUAUGAAAAUAAUUAUGAAAAUAAUUUUGGUGAAAAAGAUAUGCGUAAUGAGUUCUGGGUAACAGGCUUAAAUGAACUUGAAUAUAAUAUGCUUACAAAAUAUUACAAGCGAUUGAAUCUGGAUCCAUGUGAUCAAAUGAUAUUUCGUUAUCAUUACACAAUAUUAUUCCGGGACUUUGUGAAUAUAAAAAUGCAUUAUAUUAUGUCAUAAUGAUAACUAUUAUAAUAAAAACAUUAUAAAUUGAUGAAAUUAA
Messenger RNA from Daktulosphaira vitifoliae (grape phylloxera), 1134 nucleotides. RefSeq lists its product as uncharacterized. The transcript is spliced from 4 exons. Bases 66 to 1091 code for a protein of 341 amino acids. The record is from RefSeq and is a predicted model, not a curated record. NCBI's taxonomy places the organism in Eukaryota, Metazoa, Arthropoda, Insecta, Hemiptera, Phylloxeridae.